AUGUGUUCUUGCUCCGCCCACUUCAUAGAGGAUGCAUGGAAGCUCCUCCCGUCCUCGGAGUACACACUCGCCAUCCCAACUUCCCAAGUCCGUACUCACCAAGUACAGGAGUCCAGACUUGUGUUCUUGUGUAUUGGGAAACGGUCCGGGUCUCUGUGGUUCUGUGAUUUCACACUGGAUCUAAACACAGUAAACCCUGAUCUCUCUCUGAGUGAGGAGAACAGGAGGGUGGAGAGGAGAGAGGAGCUGCAGUCGUAUCCUGAUCAUCCAGAGAGAUUUGAUGAGUGGCCGCAGGUUCUGAGUAAAGAGAGAGUAACUGGUGUAACUGGUGAUACUGGUGAUACUGGACGCUGUUACUGGGAGGCUGAGUGGAGAGAUGGAGGAGGAGGAGGAGUUGUUGUAGCUCUGAGUUAUAAAACCAUCAGCAGGAAAGGAUUAGGAUCAGACUGUAAGUUUGGAUGGAAUAUAAACUCCUGGAGUCUGUUCUGCACUGAUAACAGAUACUCUGUUCUUCACAAUAAUAACAGAACUGAUCUCUCCACUCGUCCCUCCGGCUGUAGGAGAGUAGGAGUGUAUGUGGACUGUCCCUCCGGCACUCUGUCCUUCUACAGAGUCUCCUCUGAUACACACUCACACACUCUCACACACUUACACACAUUCUACACCACCUUUACUCAGCCCCUCUAUGCAGGGAUCGGGGUUUAUGGUUCUGGCUCCUCAGUGACUCUGUGUAAAAUAGAAUAACCCUGUGUGUGUGUGUAGUGUGUGUGUGUGUGUGUGUGUGUGUGUGUGUGUAUAGUGAGUGUGUGUGUGUGUGUGUGUGU
Astyanax mexicanus (Mexican tetra) is the source of this 824-nucleotide messenger RNA. Its product is annotated as stonustoxin subunit alpha-like. The record is from RefSeq and is a predicted model, not a curated record. The transcript is spliced from 3 exons. Gene Ontology annotation, molecular function: protein binding. Bases 1 to 744 code for a protein of 247 amino acids. Lineage: Eukaryota; Metazoa; Chordata; Actinopteri; Characiformes; Acestrorhamphidae.